AUGCUAUUUCUUGGAAGUAUAUUGGUGGCGUCUCUGUUUUCUACCUGCGCUUUUGGUAGAAGCGGGGACAAUUGUUCGCCUGCAACCAAGACGUUCAAGCAGAAAGUCGAUCACAUUGGAGAUUCGAGAGAGGUUUUUCAGCAGCAGUACCAAGUUAUUGACGAAUACUUCCAUCCUGGAGGACCAAUCAUUUUUUACCAAGGUGGCGAGGCGACCGACAUGAUCUGCUUGCAUGACCUGAUUUUACCAACAUGGGCCAAAGAUCUCGGGGCAUUGGCAAUAACCCUUGAGCAUCGCUUCUUUGGAGAUAGCAAACCGAACAACCACGCAAAUCUGACUAAACGCUACGAGACAUUGAACUUGGAAAAUGUGAUGCAAGACUCUGCGCACUUCAUCAAGUGGAUCAAGAGUACCGUCAAUGGUGCAGAAAACAGCACUGUUAUCGCAACUGGGGGCUCCUACGCAGGAUAUCUGAGCACCAUGCUUCGACAGAACCACCCUGAAACAUUCCAUGGAGCAAUUGGCUGGUCCGCUCCAUUGAGAGGAUUUGGAUAUUCGAAAUCCAAUUCCCAUUUGUAUGAUUGGUACCGAGCGGUCUCUAAUAUCUAUCGCGAACACUCUGCCGAAGCAGCGCAGAAAAUAAAACAUGCUAUCAUAUCAUUGCAGGAUAGUAUCAAGAAAAUGAAAAGCAGCAACGAUAUUGAGGCCUUGGCAUCAAGGUAUAACUUGUGUUCAACCCCUCAGAAUGCCUCAGACCUGUCUGCUUUUCUUGAAACUGUCGAAGAUUCUUUCUCUCAGAAUACACAAUUAAGCUGGGGAGCUAAUGCCCCUAUUCUGCCGGGGAGGAAAGGAUUUCCUUUGCAGCGGCUGAUCAACACCACCCUGAGUGCGUCAUCUUACCAGGAGAUAGUCAACGCCAGUUUAAGUCUCCUCUUUGAGGGCAAUCGUUGUGUGGAUUGGACAGACACUAACGGAACCUACGUGAACAACGAAUUGUUACCCUACCAGUAUAUCCUUUGCACCUACGUCCCUAUUGUCAACCCCGGGAUCCCAAAUGGGACUAUCUUCCCAGCCCAUGAAACUCCGAUUGACGAGCUCAUUGCAAGCUGCCAGCAAACGUAUGGGAUAAGUCCUGAAGAUGGGAAGCUUUUGGAAGAGAAACAUCACUACUCGGCUGCGGACCUAAACAAUGCGACUCGUUUGUUCUUGACAUAUGGUGGAAUCGACCCUGUGAUGAGCUAUGGCGCCGUGGAAUUAUUGGGCCGGGUUGCAAAUAUACCGAAUGGCGCAGGGGUUGCUAUUUUGAGUCAAGCUGGCCAUGCGGAAGAUAUGAGUGCUCCAUAUCCGGGGCAAAGGAAAGCGUUCGAGAUAUGCAGAAUCAGGAGCUAG
Molecule: messenger RNA, 1389 nt
Organism: Penicillium cosmopolitanum
Lineage: Eukaryota; Fungi; Ascomycota; Eurotiomycetes; Eurotiales; Aspergillaceae
Exons: 5
Coding region: 1-1389 (462 amino acids)
Biological process (GO): proteolysis
Molecular function (GO): serine-type exopeptidase activity; dipeptidyl-peptidase activity
Source: RefSeq, a predicted model, not a curated record